Rotaria socialis is the source of this 2949-nucleotide messenger RNA. Lineage: Eukaryota; Metazoa; Rotifera; Eurotatoria; Philodinida; Philodinidae. The record is from the annotation of a GenBank genome assembly.
AUGGGCACCAAACCAUUUCGAUUAUUUUUGGUUCUUAUUUUUGUGUUAGUCUAUUCUGUACUUGCCAAUAAUUAUUAUGGUCAUCAUCAUCUAAAUGCUAAUCGACAGCGUAUUACUCUCAAUGGCUUAUUUACAAAUUCACAUUACCCAUCAAUACAUUUUGCUCUUGAACAAGUCAAUGCACAAUUAUUAUCGCCAAUAAAUCUUCAAUUUCAUCUCGAUGAAACUGAAGGAACUAUUAAAUGUGAUGUUGGUACCAGUGUAAAAACAUUUUUUGACAUGAUGAAUCGAUCAUCAUCAUCAUUGGGUGUUAUAUUUACUGAUGCUUGUCAAACUGUGCUUAGUUAUAUAUCUGAAACGGCGACUUAUUUUCGUUUACCUGUUAUUUCCUUUACCGAUAGUGAUCUUUCAUUAUUAGCUAAAGAUCGUUAUCCAUAUUUUUAUCAUAUUGUACCAUCAGAUCACGCUCAUAAUUUAGUGCGUAAACAAUUAUUACAAUAUUUUAAUUGGACACGGUUUGGUUUGAUUUAUCAACAUGGUUCAAAAUAUACUCUGGUGGCAAAUGAUUUUUCAAAUUUAACUGCUAUGGAUAAAAAGCUAUUUGAAGUAAAUUUAACACGUGGUCUUGCUUAUCGGCAUGGGCCAAUAUGGCAGGCUAAUAAUGAACGGUAUAUUGAAACAUUAUUAAAAGAUUUUAAAACUCGAGAUGUACGAAUAAUUAUUGCAAAUUUCAAUCAAACAGUUGCUAGACAUAUGUUUUGUCAGGCAGCUCGUGAACAAGUUUAUGGAUCUCGUUAUCAAUGGAUUAUUCUUGGUUAUCCAUCGUCAUCACCUUGGUGGAAUGAGCCAACUCAUUGUUCACAGCAAGAAAUCGUUCGAGCAAUGAAUGGUACAUUACAAACACGUGUACCACAAUUUUCCAUGGACGAGAAUGCAAAUCGAUCAGAAUUUGUUUCAGAAUAUAUAAAAUCAUUUUCGAAAUUCGAAAACGAUUAUUUCGAUGCGUAUGCAUAUGAUACAAUAUGGUCUUUAGCAUAUUUCUAUCGAUUAAAAUUAACGAGUAAUCAAUCGAAUACUGAAGUAUUUAAAAAUAUAAUUGACGAUAUUGAUUUUAUUGGUGCUACUGGCAGAGUGAGGUAUUUAGAUGGUGGUCGAAUAGGUGAAGUUCUUGUUGAGCAAUUUGUUGCUUGUCGAAUGAUGAAUAAUGAAACAUGUACAAUUCCAUGUUAUGAAGAAGAAGAAGAUUGUCAUUUAACUGUUGUGAAAAUUUUUCGUGCCACGUAUUCGGAAUCAAAAGAUGGUCCACCAAUUUUAUAUACACUUAAUCCAAUUAUGUGGCAUGGAAAUGGUCCACCACGAGAUCGAACUAAUCAAACAGUACAAUUCGAGCAUAUCUAUCCUUCUGUAUUUAUAUCGAUAUCAAUAUGUAGCGGAAUUGGUUUAUUCAUGUCAUGUGCAUUUCUUGCUUUUAAUAUUCAUUUUCGAUCACAUCGAUACAUUCGUAUGUCAAGUCCAACAUUAAAUAAUAUAAUAUUAUGUGGAUGUAUGUUGGCUUAUAUUAGUAUGAUUUUAAUGGGUAUUAAUUCAUCGUUGUUUCGAGAAAAAUCGUAUGUCGGAACAAUUAUGAACAUUUUUUGUCCGACUCGAGUCUGGAUUCUAUGUAUUAGUUUUACAUUAGCUUUUGGAUCGAUGUUCAGUAAAACUUGGCGCGUACAUUCAAUUUUUACAAAUAUUAAUACGACGAAACGAGGUAUUCAUGAUUCCCGGUUACUUGCAAUUGUUGGUGUUCUACUAACUAUCGAUUUGAUAUUUUUAAUCGUAUGGCAAAUAUUAGACCCUAUACGUCGAGUACUUGUUUAUUCUGCACCACAUCGAUUAAAAGACAAUCAAGAUAUAGAAAUAAUUCCAUAUCGCGAAGAAUGUAAAAGUAAAAAUAUGAGUUUAUGGUUUGUUGUUUUAGUUUUAAAUAAAGGUUUAUUAAUGUUCUACGGCUCAUUUCUAUCAUGGAAAACCCGUCAUGUUACAAUGCCGGCAUUAAAUGAUUCACGUUAUAUCGGUUUAAGUGUAUAUAUUGUGUUUAUUUGUUGUACACUUGGCUCCUUGGUUAUAUUUAUACCAUCUGAACAGAUGCAGUUUUCAUAUUUUCUUAGAUCAUUUUUUAUUGUUAUUUGUACAACAGCCACUGUAUGUUUGGUAUUUGUGCCCAAGAUUAUUGAAGUUUAUCGUGAUCCACAUUCAAAAAAAAGACAACCAAAAGUUACAAAUCGUUUACAUCCGAACCAAGGUCGUCCUAUUGUAUUGACGGUGCAACAUUUGAAUGCAAUUUUAUCUGAUAAUCAAGACUUAAAAUUAGUUCUAUCUAUGCAAGAAGAAACUUUGAAUCGAUUGUUCGAUCAAUUGAAUGGUCCACGAGUGGAAAAUAGAAUUACUACUGUUACUGAACCAUUUGAAAUGGAACGUCUUAUUGUAUGUAAUGACGGAGCUGACGAAGAAGAUGAUGAGGAUGACGACGACGACGACGACGAAGAAGAAGAAAAAGAAGAAGAUUCUUCUUCCGGUGAUGAAUGUCACUUACAAUUUAUCACAAGCAAUGCUUCAUUACAACCAGGACGCGUUGCUCGUGCCGUAAGCUUAUGUUUAUUUAAUAAAGUUCAGCUGGGACGAAUAUCUUGGCCGGAAGCAGCUAGUGAUAGUCGUUAUUCAAUUCCAUCGCAAGAUAUUCACCAUUUCGCCUCGUCAUCAGCUUCGAAAACUCUACGACGACAAGCAUAUCACAAUUCAUUUAGUAUUUUUAAGAAUAGCCGAAAUUCGGAACAUUCAGCAGUUGCUAAAGAUAAUCAUGCAUCAUUGCAAAAUUUUGAACCGUUAUUCGAUGGUUUAGUGUUACUUGAUGAAACUCGACUAGAUGAUAUGCUUGAAACAGACCUUAUAUCAACAGUAAAUGGCUAG